Brachypodium distachyon (stiff brome) is the source of this 1507-nucleotide messenger RNA. RefSeq lists its product as uncharacterized. The record is from RefSeq and is a predicted model, not a curated record. NCBI's taxonomy places the organism in Eukaryota, Viridiplantae, Streptophyta, Magnoliopsida, Poales, Poaceae. The transcript has 2 exons. Bases 100 to 1158 code for a protein of 352 amino acids.
CGCAGGUCUUCCCCUGCUUUAGCGUCUCUCGAGACCCUUCCCUAGUUUCCUUCCCUUCCUCCCAUAGCCGCCCAUAGGCAGAGCGACAGAGCCGCGGCCAUGGAGGACGGCGGCUCGGAUUUCAGCGACUGGGAGGUGCUCUCCGCGGCCGAAGGCGAUGGAGACGUCGUCCUUGUAUCCGGCGAAGGCGGCGACGUCGUCCACGACCACUUCGCCCUCGACUCCCCUCCCCCCGCCGACUUCUCCGGCGAGGAUUCGUGGUCCGAGGCUGCCUCCGACAAGGAUGAGGACGAAGCAGGGUUAGGGUUACUGGAUAGUUUUGAUUCGAUUCCGCAGGAGAGGAUGGAUCUCAUCGCUGUCGUCGAUUCGAGCGCGCAACCCCAAUCAGGUGCGGUUGAUGUGACUGCACAGGGCUCGGUUCUUCGGGUCCCCGUGGUGUUUGAUGCGGCAUGCGGCGCAGAGGAGGAGGAAAUUGAGGCGUUAGGCGCGGAGAUAGACCAUGACGAGGUGGAUGCCGCGCGUAGGUGCGGCGAGUUGGAUUCUGUUCCGCAAGCAGCACAUCAAGCGGUGGAGGGAACUUUGGAUUUGGACGCAACUGCGGUAACCGGCGAGGAAUUCCAGAUAGAACUGUCUGAAAAUUAUAGUGUGCAACUGGAAGAUGGAGCAGGGGCCGAUGUCAAUAGAGAAAGCUCAGUUCAUGAAGCUGCCGCAACAAGUGAUGCAAUGCAUACUGCACAGGAGGAACCGGAGCAGGGGAAGGAUGCUGGUGCCGCUUCGGAUUGUGCUGAUGAAUCAGAUGGUUCUUCCCCUCUGGUUGAAACCCCAGGCACCGGUGAGGGAAAGAGCAGAUUAGUUGUGUGGUGGAGGCUGCCGAUUAAGUUGCUGCAUUACUAUGCCUGGAAGGUGAGGCCCGUUUGGUCGAUUUCCAUUGCUGCAGCGUUCCUGGGGAUAGUUGUGCUGGGGAGGAGGAUGUACAGGAUGAGGCGCAAGACCCAGGGUCUUCCCCAGAUUAAGAUUGCAUUUGAUGAUAAGAGCGCCUCCCAGUUUGCAGAACGUACGGCACGUCUCAACGAGGCUUUCUUGAUCGCAAAACGCGUACCUGCUUUGAGAACUUCAUCUGGUGCUGCACUCCCCUGGUCAAUGUUCCAAGAGAGAUGAGCCAGCCUGUCCUCAGCUUUCAUAAGAAGAUUCCCCAUUUGCAUGUCAGCCGCAUGGAAGUUUGAUAAAAACAAAACGUAGUAAGAGCAUGUCGAUUGGCCUUUACAUCGAUGUGGAUGCCUAAUGUGAUGUCUAUAGUCUUCUUGUUUCCUUUCUUUUAUUCGUGCUUGAUAGGUUUAAGUCCUUGGUCAAUGUAGUCCUGAACGAGUGAAUGUCCCAUUGCUCCAGACAUGUCUAUCUGUGUGAAUGCUAGACUGCUCAAACGGCAUUGUUUGCAAAUGUGAUGUGUUUUCUUAUGCUUGUUCUGCCUGUACUCAGCAAAAAGCUUUUAGGUGGGUUAGUUGGUUCA